Messenger RNA from Talpa occidentalis (Iberian mole), 2644 nucleotides. RefSeq names its product gamma-aminobutyric acid type A receptor subunit alpha5 (gene GABRA5). The record is from RefSeq and is a predicted model, not a curated record. The transcript has 11 exons. Gene Ontology annotation, cellular component: synapse; neuron projection; dendrite membrane. The coding region runs from base 280 to 1671 and encodes 463 amino acids. NCBI's taxonomy places the organism in Eukaryota, Metazoa, Chordata, Mammalia, Eulipotyphla, Talpidae. Gene Ontology annotation, biological process: chloride transport; monoatomic ion transmembrane transport; nervous system process. Gene Ontology annotation, molecular function: benzodiazepine receptor activity; inhibitory extracellular ligand-gated monoatomic ion channel activity; GABA-A receptor activity.
CAGGCCGAGCCGCGGGUCGUGAGCCCUCCCCCUCGGCGGAGCGGGCCGGCGGGCGCCUUUGCUGAGAGUGUGGCGGCCCCUGCCGGAGCGCCGCCGCAGAGCCACGCCGCCCGGACCGGGAGACGACAUGUGGCGCUCGGGCGAGCACCUUGCAGAACAAGGAGUAGCUUGCUGGCUUUGAACGCGUGGCAGAUAUUUCGUAAAGCUUCAAGAUCAAGUUGGAGAAAGGAACAGUGAUUCUUCCAAGUUCAUCUACGCAGACUGGUAUUCUUAUCGGGAAUGGACAAUGGGAUGUUCUCUAGCUUUAUCAUGAUCAAAAACCUCCUGCUCUUUUGUAUUUCCAUGAACUUAGUCAGUCACUUUGGCUUGUCACAGAUGCCAACCAGUACAGUGAAAGAUGAGACCAACGACAAUAUCACGAUAUUCACCAGGAUCUUGGAUGGACUCCUGGAUGGCUAUGACAACCGGCUGCGGCCUGGGCUGGGAGAGCGAAUCACUCAGGUGAGGACGGACAUCUAUGUCACCAGCUUCGGCCCUGUGUCCGACACGGAAAUGGAAUACACCAUAGAUGUCUUUUUCCGCCAAAGCUGGAAAGAUGAGAGGCUGCGGUUUAAGGGGCCCAUGCAGCGCCUUCCUCUCAACAACCUUCUGGCCAGCAAAAUCUGGACGCCGGACACAUUCUUCCACAACGGGAAGAAGUCCAUCGCGCACAACAUGACGACGCCCAACAAGCUGCUGCGGCUGGAGGACGACGGCACGCUGCUCUACACCAUGCGCUUGACUAUCUCUGCCGAAUGCCCAAUGCAACUUGAGGACUUCCCGAUGGAUGCCCACGCUUGCCCUCUGAAAUUUGGCAGCUAUGCAUACCCUAAUUCCGAAGUCGUCUAUGUCUGGACCAAUGGCACCACCAAGUCGGUGGUGGUGGCUGAAGAUGGGUCCAGGCUGAACCAGUACCACCUGAUGGGGCAGACAGUGGGCACCGAGAACAUCAGCACCAGCACAGGUGAAUAUACAAUCAUGACAGCCCAUUUCCACCUGAAGAGGAAGAUCGGGUACUUCGUCAUCCAGACCUACCUUCCCUGCAUCAUGACAGUGAUCUUGUCACAGGUGUCCUUUUGGCUGAACCGAGAAUCCGUCCCAGCCAGAACCGUGUUCGGGGUGACCACUGUGCUGACCAUGACGACUCUCAGCAUCAGUGCCCGGAACUCUCUCCCCAAAGUGGCCUACGCCACUGCCAUGGACUGGUUCAUCGCCGUGUGCUACGCUUUUGUCUUCUCCGCCCUCAUCGAGUUUGCCACAGUCAACUACUUCACAAAACGAGGCUGGGCCUGGGAUGGCAAGAAAGCCCUGGAAGCUGCCAAGAUCAAGAAAAAGGAGCGGGAACUCAUACUAAAUAAGUCGACAAAUGUUUAUACUACUGGGAAGAUGACCCACCCCCCAAACAUCCCAAAGGAGCAGACCCCUGCAGGGACCUCAAAUGCAUCUUCAGUCUCAGUAAAACCUCCUGAAGAGAAGACUUCUGAAAACAAAAAGACUUACAACAGCAUCAGCAAGAUCGACAAAAUGUCCCGAAUUGUAUUCCCAGUCUUGUUCGGCACAUUCAACUUGGUUUACUGGGCAACAUAUUUGAAUAGGGAGCCAGUGAUUAAAGGAGCUUCCUCCCCAAAGUAACUCACCGCACUCCCAGACGCCAAGAGAGCCAUACGUCCAGGCAGGUGGCAUCAAGGCGAGGUCAAGCUCUGAGGGACUAAAGUACCUGGGAACUGUCUUUCAGGAAAUUUUUGCAUGUUCCAUAGUAUGUACAAAUAAUAUUGCCUCAAUGUUUCUAUAUAUAACGUCAGAUGUUUCAAAGAUGUCACAUUGAUAAAGCGAGGAACUUUCUAGAACAACCAGAGACGAUGGCUCUGACACUCAGAUGCUCAGUAUCUUCUACUGAUAGUUUACAAACAAGAUAAGUAUAUUUUUAACUGUUCCAAGUGUUACCUAACAAUGUUUUUUAUACUUCAAAUGUCAUUUCAUACAAAUUUUCCCAGCGAAUAAAUAUUUUAGGAAAUGCUCCAUGAUUACUACUUGACCAACUCUCACAAGAAACAAAGAUCACAAAGAGCACAUUUUUCAUUAAAAAGGAGACUGUGGGCAUUUAUGUACAAAAUUAAUUGCCUUUGAUAAUUCUUACUGUUCUGAAAUUAGAAAAGUACUGCAUGAUCUUACCUUAAAAAGUAGCAUAGGCAAAUAUUUAUGCAGACAAAUUGAAUAACAGAAAUAUAUGGUAUGUUAGAUUAACAGAUAAAAUAUUUCCCCAAGGAAAAAUUUAACUGCAUAAAAUUCUUUUUUUUUUUGAAAAAAAUACUUAUUUUUCCCCAUCCCUACUCCCUCCACUAAGCAAACAAUGACCAAGAAAAAAAAAAGUCGGUGUUAAAACUUGGGUGUGAUGACAGUGUUAGCACGUGGCCUGUGGUUCACCUUCUGAAACCCUGACCACCUCUGGCUGCAGCUGGCGUGUAGUGCUUCUGUGGUAAGAAAAUGUAAUCGAGUUAUUUUCCAUUUUAGUUCCUUGUACGUAUUUCAUGAUUGAAUUAUUGCUCUGUUAGCUUUUGUAUAUGAACCUUAAAUGUUCAUUAAAAAAUAAAAAAUGAACUGGUCU